Molecule: messenger RNA, 1593 nt
Organism: Oikopleura dioica
Lineage: Eukaryota; Metazoa; Chordata; Appendicularia; Copelata; Oikopleuridae
Source: the annotation of a GenBank genome assembly
AUGGAAGGGUCAAGAGACAGUUUUCUUACGUCAGACGAAGCAAAACAAAAGCGUGAAAAGAUGAAGGCUUCGACAGUUAAUGCAGUCUCGCUAUUUUUGGGAAUGAUCGAAAUGCUGCUUUUCGCAAAUAUUUUCUACGGCUUUCCCUUUAUUCAAAAGAUUUUUGAAGAAGAAAAGGUUUACAUGAACGAAGUUUGCUCGCCAGAUGAUAUUGUCAAUGGCACGUAUUGCAAAGAAGCAAAGCUAGAAAUCGGCAAAAUUUGGACGUACGGCGUCGUUUUCUCCUGCACCGGUCCGCUCGUUUUUGGAACGCUUGUGAACGCCAUUGGUACUUCUUGGACUAGACUUAUCGCUGGAGGUUCUGCUACCGUGGGUCUCUUACUGAUGAGCUUCUACAAAACUUAUUCUGCCCUCCUCCUUCCCGGAGUUAUCUUAGUUGCUUUCCCAUCAAUUGCCUGGAUCAUGCUCAACACUUUCAUUUCGCCAGUUUACAAGAAAAUCACUGUCAUUCUCAUCGUCAUCAUUCCUGGUUUGAUCAAUUCUUCCGCUACAUCAAUGCUCAUCGCUAAGAAAUUAUAUGAGUCCUCAAAUGGAGAAAUUGGUUUGGAAACUGUUUUCUCCCUCCUCUGUAUCCUAUCAAUCCUGAUCCACAUCCGAACUCUCUUCUUGAUGCCAUCCCGCCCAAUUCCGAAAAACAUUCAUGACAACUACAACUUGUUCAAAGAAUCCCUCGUCAUGAGUUUCUGCAAAAGCACGGUGAAGACAGAAAAGAUGGAAAAGCCAAAACGACCUUCUGCCAGCUCACAUUUGAAAUUUUGCAAAACUGGGGCAUUCCUGGUUUACUUGGUUUACUACACCAUCGUCACUUUCAGAAUCAACACCAUUCGUGGCUGGAUGACAACCUGGAUUAAACAUGCAUACGAAGGAGUUAAGACCAAUUGUUCGACAGAAGAAUGCGUUGCCGAAGUCGAUGGGACAAUUUCUUUCCUGAUCGAUAUUAAUGGGUACGCUUACUUCUCUCUUGCCCUGAUUCCGCUUAUCCCUGCUUUUAUCAUCAAAGCUAUUGGCAACUCAUACCCCGAGGGAUACAAAUUUGGAGAACUCAGAGCCAAGCUCGGAGGCAUGAUUUUUAUGAUGACAUUUUGCGCUGGCGUCUCUUUGUUGUGCUCGUUUUUGAUGACCCUGACCGUCUCUUCCGCAGAUUCAUACAUCCUCGCCAUUUCGAACAUUGCUCUGUCCGUUUUUAUCGUCCCGCUUCAUUAUUCAACACCUUGGCUGCUUCUUUUCUCCUACUUCCCGCCGCAGUUCGUUCAAUUCCUCUACGCUCUCAUGACGAUUCCCUCCAUCCUCGUCUCCUUCCUCAACACUCCUCUGUACAACAUGAUCCUCGGGGAAGAGGACUCCAUCAACUUUGGCCCAGUUUCUCUCUACCUCGGUCUUUGCUCAGCGCUUACGUGGAUUUGCUCCGUCUACCUUUGGUUCGACUCUCGAAAACUGAUCAAAAAGAAAGAAGAAGAAGAGAAGAAUACUCUCUAUUCGCCCGAAAAGAAUCUAAUUGACAGUAAUCGUGAUGAUGAAGUCGUCAAAGCCUGA